AUGAGCCUCUCCAUCCUCACUACGAGUGAUUGCUUCACAUGUCCAGGAUUGCCAGUCUCCUCGUUAACGCGACUCAUGGAAUAUCUUCGCCAUCCUGUGCUUCUGAUUUUUGCUGCGACAGCUCUGGCCUGCUUGUUGCUUCUGCUCUUCUUCGCCUGCCUCCGGCGGAGGGCAGUCAAGCAGCUCGACCCCAGUUUCUUUGGAAGUCAGGAAAGAGCAUUGGUCAGCGCAACCGAUACUGGCGACGAGUGUCCCCAGCUGCUGCAGCAACAACAACCACGUCAAAUCGACACCAACGGUCUAAUCAAGCCAAAGUUGGUGUUCACUAACGACUCGCUUAAAUUGGCUGGUCUCCCAGCUGACCUGCGCCACUCCAGGCACUUAGAAACGCUUGCCUUGCCGGUUGGCCCAUUCGACGACUCUUCCGACACCCUGUUGACUGAUCACAAGCCAAAGGUUGUUAUGCCUUAA
Messenger RNA from Protopolystoma xenopodis, 471 nucleotides. The record is from the annotation of a GenBank genome assembly. Lineage: Eukaryota; Metazoa; Platyhelminthes; Monogenea; Polystomatidea; Polystomatidae.